Messenger RNA from Moneuplotes crassus, 1392 nucleotides. The record is from the annotation of a GenBank genome assembly. NCBI's taxonomy places the organism in Eukaryota, Ciliophora, Spirotrichea, Euplotida, Euplotidae.
AUUAAAAUAAAACCAGCAUGACUUCCCUUCAUUUCUCUACUGAAUGCAUCAGUGACAGAGAACUCCUCAAUGAAUAUCAGGACUUGAAAGCCAAGUACGACAGCAUCCAAAUCACCCAGAAAGAGUUCCUCGAUGAAAUGGUCAGGCUCGAGCACGAAAACAACGAGUUCAAGAAAGAAAUCAAAAUUUGUAAAGACUUCAUGGCUUCUACAGAGCGUGAGUACAACUACUACUGUCAGCCAGUGACUUCAACUUCAAUGAAGCAAGUAGCUGAAUUUCUGAAGAUCCCUUACAGUCCUGGAGACCAGACUCUCAACUUAGUUGUAGACUCUCACAAUGAGAACACUCCAAGUGACUUCAGAGACAGCAGGUUCGGAGACUACCACUCAUUCCGUGAACGCUACAACGAGCGAGCCAACCAGACGCUUGUUGAGAGCGGUUUCUGGAAUGACAGUGAACCCUCUCAAGAUAUACUCGACCCUGAGGCUCAGAAUGACUCAAAAGCCAACAAAUUUAUACAGAUCGUUGAGCAGAACGAACAAAUCAAACGAGACAUGGCCCACACCGAAAUCCAGAACGCAAACUUGAUUUCUCAGAGCAAGUACAACCAAGAACGGAUCAGCAAACUUAUCAGCGAGUUGUCCAGAGCCAAGACCCACAAAGCUGUCUCUGACACUCAACAUGGUGCUGACACCAACAGAAAGUUACAGUUGGAAGACGUUGCAGACACCACUGACAUCGCUGCCAUCCGAGCCAUUGAAGCCAUCGGAGACACUGAUCAGAUGCAGCACAUGCAGAGUGGAGAGCCUGUCCAAGGCCCUAAACGGACUUGUAGUCAGCCAGACACCGCUCGCACCAGUGCUCGAAGUGGAAAGAGCACCUCAAAUGGUAGGAAUGGUUGGAGCAAACAGUCGAAGCCUCAGGAAUUGUCGAUAGCCAAGAAUGACCACUCUGACACACAAGAUGCCAGUUUCUUCGAUUGGACCAAAGCUCAAGAUGCCAGUCUUUGUUACUCAGAGUCCUGAUAUGUAAUGUUGCUUGAAGCCAGGUGUUCAAAGCCAAUAUCCAAAGACACCAGAGCCACUUAAACAAUGCCAGCAGCAUCGUCAGCAUCAGGUGUGAAUGCCUGCAUGCUCGUUAAGACAAGCCAGUAUGCUUCAGAGUCAGACUUAGAUGUGCAAGAGUGGCUAUACUCAGUUAGUGAACAUUCUGAAUGUGUAUUCAGAGCCAGCCAGACUCAACUCUGUCUGAAGCUGAGCACUCUGCACUUGGACGUCUGAAAGUCUGAAACUAUACUGCUGUGUAAGCACCUUAGUGUUAAUGUUUCAUGCUAGAAUACAUGUCAAAUGAGUUGGGACAAACAACUGCUGUUGAACCAACACAAUCUUUCUG